Saprolegnia parasitica CBS 223.65 is the source of this 1260-nucleotide messenger RNA. RefSeq lists its product as hypothetical. Gene Ontology annotation, molecular function: cysteine-type endopeptidase activity. The record is from RefSeq and is a predicted model, not a curated record. Gene Ontology annotation, cellular component: lysosome. Lineage: Eukaryota; Oomycota; Saprolegniomycetes; Saprolegniales; Saprolegniaceae. The coding region runs from base 1 to 1260 and encodes 419 amino acids. The transcript is spliced from 2 exons.
AUGCGCACCGCUUACCUUCUUGCGACUUUGGCGGCGGUCGCGGCCAGCGCCGACCUCACACCCGCCGAGCGCAAGGAGCUCACGGCCGACUUGAAGGAGUGGCAGGCUCUCUUCGGCCAAGAGGCACUCACCGAAGGCUUCCUCCCGCCCCUCGAAGGCCUCACCAUCAGCGAGUCCAACGACGAGCUCCUCGGCCGCAUGAAGGCCGCCAAGCAGCGCGUGCCCGAGCUCGCCAAGGAAAACCCGGAUGCCACCUUCACCCACCUCUCGCCGCUCGCGCUCCUCACCAAGGACGAGUUCAAGCACUACGUCAUGAAGUCGUUCAAGCGCGGCAAGCGGGCGCUCCGUGCCGAAAAGGUCGACUGGGCCAGCGUCGGCGCCGCGUCGGCCACUGGCAGCGUCGACUGGACCACCGACUCCAAGUGCGUCAACCCCGUCAAGAGCCAGGGCACCUGCGGGUCGUGCUGGGCCUUCUCUGGCACCGGCACCGUCGAGUCGGCGCACUGUAUUGCCACUGGGACGCUCCUCGACCUCUCGGACCAGCAGACCACGAGCUGCGCGUCGAGCGCGGGCAACGGCUGCGACGGCGGCCUCGAAGACCGCGCCAUCACGUGGAUUCACGACAACGGUGGUCUCUGUCUCUCCAAGGACUACCCGUACACGUCCGGCUCGUCGGGCAGCACGGGUUCGUGCAAGUCGUCGUGCACCAAGCAAAAGCUUGCGAUCGGCGCCACCGUCAGCAUCAAGGGCGAGGGACCGCUCGAGACCGCGCUCCAGACGCAGCCGGUGGCCGUGGCCGUCGAGGCUGGCAACGACGUGUGGCAGUACUACAAGGGCGGCGUCGUGUCGCAGUGCCCUGGCGCGCAGUCGGACCACGCCGUGAUUGCGGUCGGGACUUUUUUCAAGAUCCGCAACUCGUGGGGCGCCAACUGGGGCGAGAAGGGCUACAUCAAGCUCCAGCGCGGCGUCGGCGGCAAGGGCAUGUGCAACGUGGCCGAGAUGCCGGCGUACCCCAAGAUCACAGCGGGCCCUACGAGCAAGCCGACGAGCAAGCCAACCGGUAGCCCUACCCCCAAGCCGACGACCAAGCCGUCGGAAAAGCCAACCGAGGACCCAUCAGAUGAGCCGUCGGACGACCCGACGUCGGCCCCGACGAAGCGCCCAACGAAGCGCCCAACGAAGCGCCCAACGAAGCGCCCGCGCACGACGCGCCCCAAGACGCCGUUCCCGUCGGACGAUGAUUUUGGUGUCGAUCUGUAA